This is a messenger RNA of Nematostella vectensis (starlet sea anemone), 2035 nucleotides long. RefSeq lists its product as uncharacterized. The transcript has 2 exons. The coding region runs from base 75 to 737 and encodes 220 amino acids. The record is from RefSeq and is a predicted model, not a curated record. NCBI's taxonomy places the organism in Eukaryota, Metazoa, Cnidaria, Anthozoa, Actiniaria, Edwardsiidae.
GAGCGUUGCUAGGCAUUUGACACAACUGUGAGGGUAAAUGAGGAAGGGUGGCGAGCUCUCGAUCAUUGUAAAACAUGGGUGAAUCCGUCGUAUUAAGCAAAAGCCAUCCUCGAAAUGGAAGCAAAUCUGCUCAAGGGAAGCCGUUUAAAGUUAUUACACCAAUAUUUGCUUUUCUAGUGAUGAUUUUUUGCACUUUUUGUUUGUUAAGCCACGGAGAUUCGAUCUCGGACGCCAAUUUAACAAGAUCACAAAGAUAUCGGCGAAAUAUCGCGGGAGUGACGGGAAAUAUUACAGUUAUGGGAAAAAUAAACUUCAAAAGUGGCUCCGAACCGGAGUCUAUCCCAGCGAACUCGCAUCUGAAAGUCACCUUCGCCGAUUCGAGCAAACAAGAUGGCGGACACGAAAUCUUAGUGGUAACUCAAGUCGAUGUAAGCGUUUACAAGAAAGGUGCAUCUUUCCAUUACAGUGUGGUUAGCAAGAGACCCGACAAAGAGCAUUCAGAUUAUCAAGUAUCGGCUGUAUUGAACAUGGGCUGGGCGUCCAAUGUAAAGGAUAAUUGGAUUCGUAGUGGUGACUAUCACACAGAUACUGCACAUCCAGUGAAUAUUACAGAUAGUCAAAGCUUGUACACAGUGGAUAUCGAGCUAGUAAAGUAUACUAGCAGCACUGGUCAUGUCUCUAUAGGUAACAUUGUCCUUGUUUGCUCAAUGCUUGGAUCUGCCCUGUAUUUGUUUUGAAGAUACAAUUAUGAAAACUGAGAUAAUAUGAAGAUAUAGAUAGAAUAUUAUUAAGUAUAAAUAAUAGGUGCAUAGUAUGGCACUUAUAUCAAUUGAACCUUGAUUUUUAACCCAUUGAUCUCUUGUCUGAUGCAUACUUUCAAGACCAUUCAUCUCUUAGACUAAUGCCUGGAUAUUUUAAUCUUGUUGUGUUUAUUUUUUCUUUUUUCUUUUUUUUUUCUUUUGGCUUGUGGGUACUUCUUACCACCAGUAUAGGCAGAUUGAGGGAUCAAUGGGUUAGUGUGAUGUAGUCAGCACCCUUCUUAAUGUGAAUGUAAACUUGAGAAGAAUAAAGAACUGCUUACAUCUGCAUGGAACUGUGCAUUUUUGUAAUCAAAAUUCCUUGAAAAAUAUGUUUACAGAUGUAUUUUUUUAUUACCUGUCUAAUUUCAAAUUCAUUUCUUAUUUGGAGAUAAUGUGAAAUUAUGAAGUUAUUUUGAGUAUUACUAUAAGAAUUUUAAAAAAAAUCCAAAAUUUAUAAACUAUUUAAAACUUCAGACCAAGUUUUCGAUUUUACCUUUUUUUCCUCUGCUUGUUCAGUGCAUUUCUGUCAGAUGACAUAUUGGCAAUUCUAAGUUUAGUUCAAUGAAAACACUUCAAGGCCUUAGACUGGUGGAGCUGUAACCGGUCUCGGAGUAUAAGAGGGCAUGAUAGAGAAAAUUUAAGAAAAUAUUUGAGGGCGCAACAAUGCCCCUAUUGGUCAUUUCCUUAUAAUUUAAAUAUUUGGGGGAGGGGAUGUGCCAUGGCCCUGACCCAUAGCUGUCAGACUCACUUUAGGAAAAAUAUUAAGAAAAUGCAGUAAAUGUAUCAGAAGAUAGCUAAUGUGGGAGAAUACAGUAAAUGUAUGGAUAUUUUCAAGAAAGUUAGGCUUGAGAAAAGGUUCAAAAUCUUGAGACUCCCGCCUAAUGCAGGAGAGUUGACAGCUAUGCUGGCCAUAAAGUAAUAUAUUUCAUGCUUCGAAUUCAUUAGCGCGAAUUCACAGAUUCCUCAAAAUCACUCAAUCAUUUGUUAGAAAACAGAUAUAUAAAUACAUAUAUAUUUCUUUAUUUAUAUGCAUUGUUAAAAUGUCACCCUCGUAAAAUAAAGGAUAUUGUAUUGUAUUGUAAUUUGGUUUGAUUGACUACCUAUAAUAUCAAAUGAUACUAAAAAGCCAUGACAAGUGUUGUAACAAUGAUGCUUACCGUGGGGUAUUAUAAAAACAAUAACGAUGAUAACAAUUGUAAUAAUAAUGUAAUAAAGCAUGACCAAACGUCCCAAAA